UCUGUCUAUUCGUGCAUGCUUCGAAUAGUACGUUUUUUUGAGGGUUCUGCUACCACCGGACAUCUGUCAACCAUAACAUUAUCAUGUCUAUUCUUUUUUGGGCUUUCUUUCUCUGUUUCUUUUCUGUUCGGAUUGCCACCAAAUCCGCCGAAGAAGAUCUUCAAGUAGAAAAUCUUCAUCCAGUUAUUCCUUGUGACUUAUUGCCUUCAACGACGUGGAGAAAUCACGAUGGUAGUCUAUGGGGUAUCGGAGCAAAUAGUAUUAUGUGGUAUAAUAUAACAAGCCAAUCGUGGAAUUCUCACCUUUUACCAAAUGCAACAACUUUGAAUAAUUUAAAAAUAGUAUGUGUGAUCAUCGAUAGCUACGUUAUACUUCAAGAGGAAAGUACUGUUUUUAUUUAUCGAGUAUAUGAAAAACAAUGGCUAGAAGUACCUAUUUCCCUUCAUUAUACUGUUGUCUGUCAUAACGACACUUUACUUUUAGUUGAUUUCGAAACAGAUGAAAUAUUCGAAGUGAAUCUUUUCAACGGAUUUCAAGAAAAAAUAUCACAAUUAGAGGUCUCUACUCAUCAUCACAUGAAUCAAACACAGAUUUCCAAUAUUGUUUGGUGGACAGAUGCAGAUAAACAAACCUAUAUAUUAUGUGAAACGUCGAUAUGGAAAACGAAUGGCACGGUUUGGUAUUUGCUUUUCGAACAUUCUGAUCCUUGGCCUUCCCUUCAUUCUCAAUCCGUAGCUUGGACACAAAAUAAUCAGCUUUGGAUAUGGACAUACGAAGAUUUUUACGAUAAUCUUUGGAUUUUUAACAUUAAUUCGAAACAGUGGCAUCAAAUUGAAAUUCAACCUCGAACAAAUUCGGUUUCUCCUUUCAUUACUUGGAUAGAGAAAGGUCAACUAUGUGCACUAAUUUCAGAAGGGGAAUGUAAGAAGUCUUAUCAAUCCACCACAACUUGGUGUCUUCAACCAAAACAAGAAAGAAACCAUACAAGCGAAAUUAAUUCUACGAAAGAAAAUUUAACGAUUAUAUCCGAUUUUACAGAGUCUCAUUCAAUUAUACAAGUGUCUUGGUAUCCUAAAUUUUAUCCUACUUAUACUAAUAUUUCAGAUGGCACCAAACGAAGUGAUAUUUCUAAUUCUGCUUGGCAUCAAGAACAUUCUACUGUAUUCGGUUCUGUUAUUUUCUUUGGCACAUCCCUUACGAUUUUCGGGAUAGUAGGUAUAGUCUGGUGCAUUCGUACUUGUGUGCACUUUCCGAAAGAAGCGUUACUUUUAAAAGACCCUCCUUCUAUUAGAUAUACUGCGAUACCCGAUACAGUGGCCUAAUUAACAGUAGGGAACAUUUCAAACAUCCGAUUAAAUAGACAAUUUCUACUAGUGCUGGCAAAAACUGGAAAUUCUCGAAAUCGGUUAACCUUUUUGAAUUCAGUAAUGUUUUAUUAUUGCAUUUUAUUAAUAUCAUUAAUAAUUAUUAAUUUUAAUUAAAGAAUAUGUAAAGUAUUAUAGUAAAUAUUAACCAUGAUUCACAAAUAUGCCAAAAAAGAGGUCGGUGUUUCUUCGAUGUUAGCAAAUUCUAGAGUUGAAUUACAGUAUUUAACAAAUAGCAUUUGAAAAGUUUAACGUUUAAAAAUUAAUUCACGCUACUUUUUACGUUACUUUUAAUUUUCAAAUUUAAACGCGAAGGAUACUUGUGUUGUUUUAAAAAUAUCCUGGAUUGGUGCAGUGUACAGUACAAGUUGUAAUGUUACGCUGAGGUUUUCUAAUAGUGCAUCAUUUAUGAGGAAUCAUCUUAAAUCCAAGCAUACUUUACUCCCAACUAAAAGUAAAAAAUAAAUAAACACGUAAACACAAUGAUAUUAAUUUUUAAUGCCUAUUCAAACCAUUUUUCGGUUUACCGAAAACCGGUUUUAUUGCCAGCACUAAUUUCUAACUUGCGAUUUCCUAGGAAACUUUUUUGAAACAUUCUUUCCAUACAUAUCAUGUUGAUAAAAAUUCCUUCUAUUUAAAUCGAAAACUUUAUAUAAUGUUAUAUAGGUUUUUAGUAGAUUAUACCAAAAUUAUAAAUUCUUAAACAUAUAAAUAUUUAUAUUUCAUAAAACAGAAAUUUUGAAAGCCGUCGUCUUUCAUAUUUUCAAAGUAACUUUUUCGACAUAAUUUUAAUAAAAUGGCUAUCGACUGUGAUUUUAAAACUUCUGAUAUCCAUUUUCUAUACUAAAAAUUAUAUAAAACAUUGGGAAAUUCGGUAAAAAUCUUUAAAAAUUUGAGAAAAUAUUUUUAAAAAAUUGAUCAGAUUCCAACGUUUUUAAACAAUUCAAUAUAAAAAUUUAUAUUCCGAUAUCUCUAUCUACACAUAAAACUAGUUUAUUUUAUAUUGUUAUGAAAUAUCUUAAAUUCAUUUCUAUUCGAAUUACAAUAGAAAUUUAUUUAUCCUUCCGACUGCCACUUAAAAUACAUAUCAAGUUGAAAGUAUAUUUUUUCUUGGGAAAGCAGUAUUAAUGUAUCUUAAGAAGUCAUUUUUGUGCCAAAUACUAGUCAAUCAUAAUUUAUGUGGGGCCCUUUCAGAAAAAACUUUGUAAUUCUCGAGUGCCCAAAACUUUUAUCUACUUUCUAUAUAUAAUAUUGGAUAUGAUUAUAGAUAAUAACUUAUUAAAAACUCAU
Molecule: messenger RNA, 2654 nt
Organism: Centruroides sculpturatus (bark scorpion)
Lineage: Eukaryota; Metazoa; Arthropoda; Arachnida; Scorpiones; Buthidae
Exons: 2
Coding region: 84-1322 (412 amino acids)
Source: RefSeq, a predicted model, not a curated record